AUGGCUGAUACCAUGUCAGAGUCUGCGUCACCACACAAACAUGGUGAUCGUCAGUGGAGACAGUCUCUUAGAUCAGCAAGUCAAGAGAGAGACAAACAGGCAAACCAUAUUGAUGGACAGGAUUUUCGAUCACGAACCCCAUCUCCUUCUCUGUCUAAAAAUGCUGACACAAAUGGCACCCCGUUGAAGUUGACCAAGAAAAGAGUGACAAUUGCUAAUGCUCUCAGGAAAAGCACAGGAAACAUGAGUGGAAAAUUGGAUAAAUCUGCAGUUGAUCUGACCUUUAUUGAAGCCGAAUAUAUCAAGAGUCUUCAAAGACAGAUUUACUUCUUGGAACUGGAAACCAAUUAUCUUCGAGAGCAAGCAAGAAAGGCAACUGAAAUGCAUCCUCAGAUGGUGAGAGAAGCCGAUAACAUGUUGACUCAACUACGAGAGAUGCAGGCUGAGAUUGACCAGAAAAACUUGGAAAUAAAGCAGAAAGACUCACAAAUAAACAUCCACACUUCAGAGAAAGAGCGCAUAGCAGAACUGAUACACUUGGAGCAAGAGAAUCGCCGGAGAGAGAAAACAUUGUUGACAGAAGAGCUCGUUACCAUGAAGAAGGAAAAGGACAGGCUUGAAAGAGAACUUGCUAGAAAAAAUCAGGAGAUUUUGGACGUAAAAAAUGAACUUGACAGAUCGGCACUGGAACUGAAUAAUGCAGAAAUGAAGAUUAAUACUCUCAAAGCCCAGCUUGAACAAAGAAUAGAACAACACAACAUGACUAUGGCUGCCCUUGAUGAAAAGAGGACACAACUCCUCUCAACUAAGGCCCAGUUAAGGGAAUUAGAGGAGAAGUUUAUUUCCAGCACAAUCACUGUCAAGGAUAAAUUGAAUGAAGAUCUAAGGAAUGAGCUUCGCUUGUUGCAUCAGAGACUUACUGAAACAGAACUUGAAGUCGAAAGGGACAGAUUUCUCCGAGACAAAGUUGCAGACGAUAUAGCCCGUAUUGUCCGAGAAAACUCUGCCCUGACUCAACAGCUUACUGAGUUAACAAAACAGUUGGAACGAGAGAAAGAACUUCGAGAUUCCACCACCCAGCGUCACUCAAGAAGCCUGGGAGAGAUAAGCACACUGAAAGAAGAACUGGCGGAGAAUGAGGUUCUCAGGAAUCGCUUAAUGCAAGAAAGAGAAAUGUCCAGGCAGUACUUAGAACAGUUGAAGGCUGAAGAAGCUGCCUCCAAAGACUACAAACUACAGAUCAACGCAAUGAAAAAACAUGCUCUAGAGCUGGACGGAAUGGAGAAUACUGCAAACAUAGAGAAUUCUCAAUUACGCAAGGAGAAGAUUCUGCUUGUUGAUCAUGUUGCAGAACUUCAAAGAAAGCUUGAAGAAAAAGACAGAGAAAUUUUAUCCUUGAUGGCAACCGCAGACGAUAUGGAGGCCAGAUUGAGAAGUUUAGAUCUGCGGAAGAGUCUAGAGCUUACACAGCACAGCCAAAAGUGGGAGCAGUUUUCCAAUCUGGCAGAUAGUAUGAAAUCUCUUGCCAAAUCUAUGACAGCCCAAACAACACAUAAUAGUCAAUCUCUAAGCCAAAUGACUUCUCAGUUUUAA
This is a messenger RNA of Candidula unifasciata, 1593 nucleotides long. NCBI's taxonomy places the organism in Eukaryota, Metazoa, Mollusca, Gastropoda, Stylommatophora, Geomitridae. The record is from the annotation of a GenBank genome assembly.